AUGAACGCUCAGUUUAUUCCCAUUACCUCAAGAGUAUAUAACUGGAAUUUUGAGGAGACACAAAGAGCUUGCACAGAUGAUAGCUACGUGGUCUCUCACCUUCUGUUCAAUCCUGAGCUGAAUGAAGUGAUCACUGGUGGCGACUGUGUGCGGUUCUGGAGCUACAAACGUGUGGAGACUAACAAAUUAAAUUUCCUGCCCAUGUCCAAUUAUCGCCUCGUCCUCAGGCAUGAGUUUUGUCUGGAGGAGGGACGAUGGUGCACCCACAUGGAGCUGGAUGUGCCACAGCAGCGCCUCUACUUCUUCUCCCAUGUGAACAUCCUGUGCUGCGAUAUGGCGGGCACCAUACUGACGCGUCUCAGGAACACCCACAGUGGCAUGGUGCUGGCCUCGGUGUUCUCUCCCUAUGCCAGGAUGCUGCUGACGGCCGACAUAGAGAUCAAAGCCUGGAGUGAGGCAGGUCACCUCCUGCAUGUGUUCCAUGGACAUAACCGGCCAAUCACCAGUCUCAUCCUGCAUCCUACUACACCGGCGAUCUUCAUCUCAGCCUCUCUUGAUUGCAGUAUUCGUCUCUGGUGCUUCAACUCGCUCACCCAGAUCAUAAGCAUUCCAUGUUUAGAGGGAGUAUUAGGACUCGGACUGACUGAAGAGAAGCUGAUGUUCUCGUGGUCUCUCAGGAGUGUGCAGCUCUACCACCUCAACCACUUCCUAGAUUUCUGGGGCUACCUCCGCUAUCCAGCCCUGUCCUUUAGGCUAUGUAAGGCCCCGGGCAAGACCAAUCGACUUCUCACGUUGGGAGAUGGCAACAGUCUGCACAUCUUCUCCUGUGCCACUGGGAAGAAGCUUUGUCUGAUGCCCCCGCAUCCGUUCCUCUCACCCCUGAAAGAGUUGCCUAGCUUUGCCUAUGACCGUCAGAGUGGCCUCAUUGCUUUGCUGCUAAGUGCUUGGGAGGUCUGGAUGUAUACAGCCAGAACAGACCCUACGUGCAGAGUAGCUGAGUUGGAUGUGAGACAAUUCCAAACGCAAAGCAGAGCUGGUCGGAGUCGACAGUGUCUAGAUGAAAUUGUUCACCUGCCGAAAACCGAUGCUGUGGUAGAGAGCUGCACGAGCCUGACCUUCCUUAACUCUGUCAUCUACUACCAGACAAUGGAGGGGCCUGUCUGUGCAAAUGCCACUAGCUUCCUGCUGUGUGGCAUGGCGGAUGGACGCAUACUCUUUAUGGAUAUAGCCAUACGUAAUUUGAUGUACUAUGAGCUAAAAGUCCACAAAGAUCCUGUAGUGUGGCUGUGUCAUGACAUGGAGCAGAACUGCCUGAUGACCAUGUGUGAGGGGGUGGGCAGACGACAGUUCCAGACCUGGAGUCUACCGCAACUGGAGACUCUUCACCAGAUAAGUGUUCCCAGCAAUAUCACAGCAUUCACCUGGAUGGAGGACCUGUUCUUUGUGGGCUUUCGCACGGGAGCAGUGAGACUGGUCAGCUUGGCAGAUUCAGGAGAUGGGAAAGGGAAUCCGAGGAGGUGGGACCAGCUCCCUGGAUCACACACUGCAGAUGGUGAAAUGGAGUUCAACCCCUGCUUGAGACAAGACCACAAUGGGGCGGUACUCUCUGUGGACUCCUCCUCCUCCUUACAUCUCUUCCUGAGUUGUGGGUCGGACACGCUGAUUAAGCUGUGGGACAGACGGCGCACCCUGCUGGCCGAGGUGCAGCUGGACUCCUCGCUGAGCUGCGCGUGUUUCCUCAACCCCAGUGGUGACCUGCUGGUGGGCUUCCGCCUGCACCUCUACAAGCUGCCUCAGCGCCACCUCUUCUCCUCCCCCAGGGGCCUCAUGCAGAGCUCAGACUCCCAGACCUCCUUGACUGAUUCCUUUAUCUAUGAGAGACCAGAGUUAACAUUUGAUGGAAGGCAUGACGACCCAAUCAACAUAGAGAGCUACAUUGAGCCAUACAAAGGGUUUGACUUCAGUGUCCCUCCACAAGACGAGGCCUCAUGUAAGGCUGAUGAAGAGGAUUUGGAGUCAGAUUGGGAAGUUCCUCAUGCUCCAUCCCUAACUUACCAGUCUCUGGAGAGUUGUCUCUCGAUUUACUCAGCAGCCUCGUCCCAAAGCCUCUACCUCACGCCCGGGCAGUCCCUCACAGACAUUGACAAACUAUUGGGCGAAGAAUGCAUACAAAUCGACCUGGAAGGACCUUCAGCACAGGAGCGUCCCUCUUGUCUCUCAACGACUGACGUCUCUCCCAGGAGCCAGACAGAGGGCCUAGACCUGAGGGACAUGUCCACGAUUCCGGAAGCUUGGCCCAUUGAGUCACCUGAUGUGAUAAUAGCUGCCAGUCCCUCACUCAAGUUUGAGAAGACUUCUCCACCCCCUGACAUGAACAAGCCCCCUGGAGAUCAGGAAGAUCAGGGACUUCCAGUGUCUCGCUUUGCUAGUAUCUGCAUCAGUAUUUCUGACAUGAAAGCUCAAGCGAAACCCCAAGUGAAGAAAACUGUUCCAGAGCCUCCUUCUCCAUCUUCCCCCUCUUGUCCUCCUCCUCCUCCUCCUCCUCCUCCUCCUCUUCCUCCUCAUAUGCCACCUCCUCCACGUCAUAUGCCACCUCCGCCUCCGCCUAAAGGCGUAGAGCUGAAAAAGCAGGUCACUGGUUUGCCAACUGAAAGGUCUGGCACCACCAACAUUGCUGUCUCGGCUAAAAAACAGGUUUCAAAAUCCAAGCAGUCAAUAUCCAAACCUACCCCCUCAACAACUAUAGCAGUAAAGAAGACAUCUCAUAUCAAGGCAGCAGCAACACAGAGACCAGCCAAAGUACCCAAGCAAACUCAGGAGCCUCAGAGACCAAGAAAUGGGCCCGUGGGCACGUCUUCUAAGCUGAAAGAAAUUCUGAGGGACAGGGUAGAUGGCGAGGUGAGAAAGGUGACUUCACGGACGAAGAAGGAGGUGGUGGAGAGCGGCACCCCUCCGCCCAGACCCUGCCCUGAUGCUCAACCACAGCAGGAGAGCAGCAGCUCUGCUGUAGGUGUGUGUACUGCAGCUGAUUACAGCCAGGGGGCGCUGAGGGGGCCAGGGAAGCAGGCUGAUGCAGCUGGAGCUUCUCCAUUGAUGGUGCAGAAGAAAUGGAGUCAGUGUUCCGACGUGACACUGACUGAUGCCACACCAAAGCAACACUCCGAGGACCAAGGCCAAGAGGAGGAGAGAGAAGAUGGCGAAGAGUCUUGUGAGCCGACAGAAAUGAACAAACAGGAGUCUAGUGGCCGCUUUAGUGACUUACACGCAGAGCCCGCGGUCAGAGAGCCAAGCCCUGAGGAGCGUGAAACGAUCACACAGGUUGAUGUAGCUCUGGGAUUAAGGGGUAGCGCCAUGGCGAGGCUGUAUAGAGGGUUGGGCACAUGUGAGCAGGAAGAUAACUCUGACGAGGAGACCAGCAACAGCAGCAGCAGCAGCUCAGUGCUGAGUGGAGGAGGAGAUGAUGCUGCUAGUGUCAGGAACGAGGAGGAGGAGGAGGAGGAGGAGGAGGAGGAGGACAAGGCCAAAUCUGUGCAGCCCAAGUGUGAUUCUUCACUGGUUCACCCAGAAGUUUCCAGAACCCAUCAUCACCUCAGUGUAAGACAAGAGAUUUUGUCUAAAAUAUUCAGCAAGAGCUCCAUGUCAGGAAAUCAUGAAGAUGGGCAAAUUUCCAGGAGAAGCUCUACUAGAUUUGGCAGUUGGGUAUCGCGUGCGGAUAUCAGGCAUUUUGACAACGAUGUCACCCCGGCUGUGAACUCCCAAAAACAGGCUUCGAAUGAACCUGUACAACACAUUUCCUCUGAAGACCAGAAGAGGUUGCACAAGAAGAAACGACUCAAUGAGAGUGAUGAGAACUGGAUUGACCAAGAGCUUCGCCGACAGUUGUAUCUACAGAGGGUGCGGCGACAGAGGCAAAGUCAAGUCCAGGAGAAGAGGACUGACCUUGAGCAAAAAAGACUUCAGCGGUUGCUUAAGCAGCCAUACCAUGCUUUUUGUGGGAAUAUCAAUACAGGUCCCGAUGGACCCACGCGGCAUGACAUUAGUGGUCAGCAGGGGGUUUGCUCAAUCUGCCAGCAGCCCUUGGGUGGAGGCUCAGGACAGGGCCUUCCAGGCGCCAGUGGAGCUGCGCUUCACCAGAGAGCUCACAGUCAUACUCAGGGAUUGGCGACAGAUCAGCCAUACAGACUUCAGAUCCCCAGUGUCUCUAAGACCUGGGAUGAUUCCACUAGGCAGAGCUCGAAAAACCAGAACAGAGUCCUGCCUCUCAGACCUCACUCUAGUGCAUCUAUUCCCAGUAAAGGGCAUUUUAUGUUGACUCAUUCCCCCCAUGUCCCGGUCAGUCACCCACCUUCACAAAUAGAGGAGAGACUGCUGAGAACUCGCUUCCCCAAGUAUUACAGAGCACUGUCAGCCAAGGGAAUAAUCCCCAGCCAGCAUCACACCAUGCACUAGCAGCAUUCAACAAGAGAUUCUUUACCACAACAAUAAACCUUGGAUGAACUUAGCUGAGCUGCCACUUCGUUGGGAAAAGAAGCCUCACUGCAGACUACUCACAAUGUAUCCUCUUGUGGGGUUCAAUCUGCAUGUUUGUAUGU
Molecule: messenger RNA, 4592 nt
Organism: Sardina pilchardus (European sardine)
Lineage: Eukaryota; Metazoa; Chordata; Actinopteri; Clupeiformes; Clupeidae
Exons: 33
Coding region: 1-4449 (1482 amino acids)
Molecular function (GO): protein binding
Source: RefSeq, a predicted model, not a curated record